UCUCGUAACACGAAGUAAGCGCAUCGAGAGAACAUACCAGCAUCGCAAAAAAAAAAAAACGGCAACAAUACAUCACGAUCAAAGGCGCACUUGUCGCGUUUACAUGGCCUUUUUAAUUAUGAAUGGAUGCGCACGUGCGUAGGCGCAUGUCUUCUGAUCUCUUUAUUGUACAACUAUUACAUGCAGUAUCAGGCAGAAGUCAAGGCGUGCGUUUGUUCAGAAAAAUUUUACUAUCUUGCCUACAAAAUAUUUCGUAUCGUUUACCGAAGGGUUUUAAUGUAAUCAGCACACGUUCGCAAAACGUCGAUUAGCAAAAAGCUAACAGAAAUGGAAGACAUUCACGUGACAAAACACGACAACUUUCCAUCGAUAGAGCACACCUUGCGUCCAAUAUCUUACACGUCUUGGUUAAUGGGCGUGGGGAUUGCACAUCCGCUAAAGUGUCCAAAGUUUGUGACGAUAGUCAUACGUAUCAUACACCUGGUUAUGUGUACAGUGUUCCUAACAAUUUUCAUCCGUGAGAAUGUUUUGACUUUAUCCAUGAAUACAAUAAUACACUUUGGCUGGGUUAUAGUGGAGAUGACAUACUUCGUGGCGGCAUAUUAUUACAUUUAUCACGGAAUCAGGCAGUAUGACACGUGGUCAGAGCUGAUGGAUAAAAUGAAGGAGCUCGAUCGAAAGAUCAGGAAAGAAACACAUAUGAAUGAUCAACCAGUAAAAAUCAUGAAAGCAGUAGCGAUUCUUAUGACUUUUGUGUGUUGCCCUUUGAUCCCGAUGGUGUUCUCCUUAUGUGACUUUAUGAGUUCAUAUGGCGAUAGAGUGAUAGAGAGUCUUUCUUCUUAUUACAUGAUGGCACAGUCGACCAUCUACAGCUUCUUCUUUGGUGUUGUUGUCUAUGUAAUGUAUUACAGAUAUCAAACGGUAAAUAAAAUGUUUGGCCAUUUGGAUAAGCUAUCUGAUGCACCAUUGAUUGCGCUCAAGAUUAGACGCAUCAGAGAAUUGCAUAAUGAUAUUUGUGAUCUAGUUAUGGUGAUAAACAAUAUUCAUAGUCUUUAUUUUCUUCUCUGUUCGGCAAAUUGCUUCGCUAUUGCAACGGCCGGACUAUGCUAUGGCUACGUAUAUUUCACAAAUGAAUUUUAUGUGAGUGCAUUGUUACAUUCCAUAUUUCCGAUUUCUGUUGUGUACACCAUGCAAUUUGGACUAAUUUGUUGGAUUUGCAAACUCGCGCGUCAAGAAUUUGACAAAACCAAGAUAAUUAUGUGUGCAAUUGCAUUGAAAUAUCAAUCUAUGAAUUUUGACAAACUGAACGAUACAAGGAAUAAAUCGAGUUUAGAAGUACGACUGUCAUUGGAAGAUGCGGACAGCGGGCGAAAUUUUAAUCAGAGUAACAGUCACGAUUGGAAUUACGUUAUCAUGGAAAAUCUUUUGUGUAAAAUUAUGACUCAAGACCAUGUCAAUACCGAAAUUAAUGGCUUUUUGAUUCAACUGCAACAUCGUCGAGUAUUGUUUAAGGCCUGCGAUUUCUUUGAAAUGAACAAUAAUCUGUUCUGUGGUUUUGUCGGAGUAAUCUUCACAUAUUUGAUAAUCUUUAUUCAAUUUGCUUCUGAACCCAAAGAUCUAAACGAAAACAGAACGUAACUGGUAGUUUAUUAAUAGUAUACAUAUAUAAAUAUUAUCUAUUAAAAGAAGUUGUAGUAUUUAUAUAUAGUUGUAAUAUUUUGUUUAUUUUCAAUACAUAUACUUCGUAUUAAUAAACGUGUAUUGUCUUAUAUAAAAGAAAUCACGACAAAUUUUUCUUUGUACUAAAUUAAAAGAACGUUUACUGAUUUAUGUAAAAAUCUUAUUUAUGUAAAAAAUCUUAGUAGACAUACGAUAUAAAAUAAU
Monomorium pharaonis (pharaoh ant) is the source of this 1884-nucleotide messenger RNA. RefSeq lists its product as uncharacterized. Gene Ontology annotation, cellular component: membrane; neuronal cell body; axon. Gene Ontology annotation, biological process: sensory perception of taste. The coding region runs from base 328 to 1638 and encodes 436 amino acids. NCBI's taxonomy places the organism in Eukaryota, Metazoa, Arthropoda, Insecta, Hymenoptera, Formicidae. The transcript has 3 exons. The record is from RefSeq and is a predicted model, not a curated record.